AUGUGGUUCGCCUCCACCAUUGUUGGCCGAGAUGCAGUAGAACAAGCAGAUACUCUGAUUGGUGUGUUCCUUGCAAUCUGCGGCAAUAUCCUUAUAUCGUUUGCUCUCAACAUUCAGAAGCUAGCACAUAACCAGCUAUCAGAACAAGCUUCUUGUAAGGGAUUACAUGGACGACCAGCAGCAGCAGCAACAACAACAACAACACAAACAGUUACCAGCACACCAUCUUGCCUUGGUUCACCAACACCACCUGAUUCACCACAACCAGGUCUCAAAUACACUGAUGGAUAUUCAAAGAGCCAGCAAGAUCCCGAAUGUGUGACUCAAGAAGAGUAUGAUACCAACUAUUUACGAUCCAAAAUUUGGUGGCUAGGCAUUGCCUUGAUGGUGGUUGGCGAGAUAGGAAACUUUAUGGCCUAUGGAUUCGCACCCGCUUCGACGAUUGCACCUUUGGGCACCACGACCUUGGUUUCAAAUGCAAUUCUUGCGCCUGUACUAUUGGAUGAGCGAUUUCGAAAACAAGACUUUCUUGGGAUUAUCUUUGCAAUAUUGGGAGCAGCCAGCGUGGUAUCCAGCUCGAAAAGUCAUGAAUUCAAGCUGUCACCUGAAUUGGUUGCUGCUGCUCUUAUGCAAACACGCUCUGUCAUUUUCUACGCGAUAUCCAUCAUGGCAAUCAUCACCCUGACGCUCCUAUCCCCCAUGUACGGUACAAGAAACAUCUUGAUUGAUCUUGGUCUUGUCGCAUUCUAUGGUGCCUAUACUGUGGUGGCUACAAAAGGAUUGUCAUCUUUGCUGAGUAUGACCUUGUACAGGUUAUUCACGUAUGCUGUAUCGUACGUGCUCCUUGCCGUCCUCGUCUUUACAGCGCUUAUGCAAGUCAAAUACCUCAAUCGAGCCAUGCAGCGAUACGACUCGACAGCUGUUAUUCCCACUCAAUUUGUGCUCUUUACCAUUUCUGCCAUUGCUGGAAGCGCCGUUAUUUAUCGUGAUUUCGAUAAUGAUGAUCCAUCCCACUUGUACAGAUUCGUCCUUGGAUGUUUGACAGAAUUCCUCGGCAUCUUUCUUAUCACUUCUGGAAGAGAUCCAUCCACUCGAAAAGAAGACAACAUGAUCAAUGAAGGUUGCAAGACACACGUUCCUCCUCCAUUGGACAGCUCGCAACCCCUACCAACGAUUGUCACUGAGCCACCCACGCCAACAGCUAUCCAUAUCACGACAUCCACCUCAUCCACAGAAAGCAACCACGACACCGAUAAUGUAUCUGAAAGCACGCCAUUGUUAUAUCCUACGGGUGAUGGAGAUGAGCAUCGACAACGUAGCGUAUCCAGCCAACGAUCAUUAAGGCGUGUGGGCUCUAUAUUUCGGGGAAUAUCAUUGCAUUCACAGCUUGCAGGGGAAGGAUUAAUAAGCGAUGAUGAUCGCACAACGAGCGAGACGUCUCUUUCCAAUGAUACCCAUUGA
Molecule: messenger RNA, 1461 nt
Organism: Lichtheimia ornata
Lineage: Eukaryota; Fungi; Mucoromycota; Mucoromycetes; Mucorales; Lichtheimiaceae
Exons: 8
Coding region: 1-1461 (486 amino acids)
Biological process (GO): magnesium ion transport
Cellular component (GO): membrane
Molecular function (GO): magnesium ion transmembrane transporter activity
Source: RefSeq, a predicted model, not a curated record